This is a messenger RNA of Scomber scombrus (Atlantic mackerel), 6503 nucleotides long. RefSeq names its product erb-b2 receptor tyrosine kinase 4b (gene erbb4b). Gene Ontology annotation, molecular function: transmembrane receptor protein tyrosine kinase activity; epidermal growth factor receptor binding; ATP binding. The transcript is spliced from 28 exons. The coding region runs from base 255 to 4394 and encodes 1379 amino acids. The record is from RefSeq and is a predicted model, not a curated record. NCBI's taxonomy places the organism in Eukaryota, Metazoa, Chordata, Actinopteri, Scombriformes, Scombridae. Gene Ontology annotation, cellular component: signaling receptor complex; basal plasma membrane. Gene Ontology annotation, biological process: cell surface receptor protein tyrosine kinase signaling pathway; protein phosphorylation; positive regulation of cell population proliferation.
CAAGCUUUUCAGUGCGCGCGUUGGAAACUAAUAUUCGACUAUUUCUGUUUUCACAUUUGUCACAAAUUAGACCUGCAGGCACUGAGGGGCGAGGCGGAGGACAGUCGGACAAACUUAGUCAAAAGCGACGAAAGUCCCUAAACUCACAGGCUGAAGGGGCUUCAAACGCAAACGAUUCAUCCUUUCUGGCUGUUUCAGAGAAGGAUACGCUGCUGGACAUGUGAAUUUAAAGGAGAUACUUGCCAAGAACAACAAUGAAACCAACGACUGCCCUGUGUUGCUUCGGCUUUCUCCUGACUUGCGUCUUGUUUGGGUCGAGCUCGUCACAAUCAGUAUGUGCUGGCACAGAGAACAAGCUGAGCACGCUGUCAGACCUGGAGCAGCAGUACCGCACCCUGAGGAAAUACUACGAGAACUGUGAAGUCGUAAUGGGCAACCUUGAGAUCACAAGCAUCGACCGCAGUCGUGACCUCACCUUCCUCAGAUCUAUCCGAGAAGUGACAGGCUAUGUGUUGGUGGCUCUGAACCAGUUUGACUAUCUGCCAUUGGAGAACUUGAGGAUCAUCCGAGGAACCAAGCUGUAUGAGGACCGCUACUCUCUUGCAAUCUUCCUCAACUACCGACGUGAUGGAAACUUUGGCCUGCGCCAGUUGGGCCUGAAAAACCUCACAGAGAUCCUGAGUGGAGGUGUGUAUGUGGACCAGAACAAGUUCCUGUGUCAUGCAGAUACCAUCCAUUGGCAGGACAUUGUCAAAAACCCGCGGAUCCAUCCUGUGGUGGUGCCCACCAACAGCAGUGUAACAUGUCAAAAGUGCCAUCGCUCCUGUAAUGGUCGUUGCUGGGGACCCAAAGAGGAACAGUGUCAAAGCUUAACAAAGACAGUGUGUGCAGAGCAGUGUGACGGUCGUUGUUUCGGUCCCUAUGUGAGUGACUGCUGCCACCGUGAGUGUGCAGGUGGCUGCUUUGGUCCAAAGGACACAGACUGCUUUGCCUGCACCAACUUCAAUGACAGUGGUGCAUGUGUGACCCAGUGCCCUCAGCCAUUUGUCUACAACCCCACUACCUUCCAACUGGAACAUAACCCAAGAGCCAAGUACACCUAUGGAGCCUUCUGUGUCAAGAAGUGUCCACAUAACUUUGUUGUGGACCAUAGCUCCUGUGUGCGGGCGUGCCCCAGUAACAAGAUGGAGGUGGAGGAAAACCGCAUUAAGAUGUGCAUUCCUUGUACUGACAUCUGCCCAAAAGCAUGUGAUGGCAUUGGGACAGCCAGUUUACAGGCUGCUCAGACAGUGGACUCCAGCAAUAUCGACAAGUUUGUCAACUGCACCAAAAUCAACGGCAACCUGGUCUUUCUUAUUACUGGAAUAAAAGGGGAUGUCUAUCACAACAUUGAAGCUUUGGACCCAGAAAAACUCAAUGUAUUCCGCACUGUUCGGGAGAUCACAGGCUUUCUGAACAUCCAGUCUUGGCCUGACAACAUGACAGACUUGAGUGUUUUCAGCAACCUGGCAACUAUUGGGGGGAGAGCGCUGUACAGUGGGAUAUCCCUGCUGGUGUUAAAGCAACAAGGAAUCUCAUCGCUGCAGCUUCAGUCUCUGAGAGAGAUCAGCGCUGGGAAUGUCCACAUCGCAGAGAACAGCCAGCUUUGCUACUACGACACUGUCAACUGGACAAGACUCUUCCGCACUGUAAACCAGAAGGUUUUGAUCCGUAACAACCGAACCCCGCAAGAAUGUUCCAAGGAGCGCAUGGUGUGUGACCCGCUGUGUUCGGACGCAGGGUGUUGGGGCCCUGGCCCAGACCAGUGCCUCUUCUGCAGAGACUUCAGUCGUGGACGAACCUGUGUGGAUAGCUGCAACCUUUACGAUGGGGAUUUCCGAGAGUAUGCCAACAGGUCAGUGUGUGUGGAGUGUGAUGCCCAGUGUGAGCGAGCUGACGGUGACUCUUUGACCUGCCACGGUCCGGGCCCAGACCAUUGUGUGAAAUGCCUCCAUUUUAAGGAUGGUCCUAACUGUGUGGAAAAGUGUCCCGAUGGCCUGCAAGGUGCUAACAGCUUCAUCUUCAAGUACGCCGAGGCCAACAAUGAAUGUCAUCCCUGCCAUGCCAACUGCACUCAGGGGUGUAUUGGACCAAGGCUGCAAGACUGUAUUGGCUGGAUGGACAGAACCCCUCUGAUCGCAGCAGGGGUAAUCGGUGGCCUCUUCAUGGUGGUGAUCAUGGGGCUGAGCGUAGCGGUGUCUGUGCGCCGGAAGAACAUUAAGAAGAAGAGAGCUCUUCGUCGCUUCCUGGAGACAGAGUUGGUGGAGCCUUUAACACCCAGUGGAACAGCACCCAACCAAGCCCAGCUUCGCAUUCUGAAAGAGACAGAGCUCAAAAGGGUGAAGAUCCUUGGUUCUGGGGCCUUCGGGACUGUUUACAAGGGUAUUUGGGUCCCAGAGGGUGAAACGGUGAAGAUUCCUGUAGCCAUUAAAAUCCUGAACGAAGCCACAGGACCCAAGGCUAACGUGGAGUUCAUGGACGAGGCCCUGAUCAUGGCCAGCAUGGAGCACCCCCACCUGGUCCGUCUGCUGGGUGUCUGCCUGAGCCCCACCAUCCAGCUGGUCACACAACUGAUGCCUCACGGGUGCCUGCUUGACUACGUCCACGAGCACAAGGACAACAUCGGAUCCCAGCUGUUGCUUAAUUGGUGUGUCCAGAUUGCCAAGGGGAUGAUGUAUCUGGAGGAACGCAGGCUGGUCCACAGGGAUCUGGCAGCCCGAAAUGUCCUGGUGAAAUCUCCCAACCAUAUCAAGAUCACUGACUUUGGCUUGGCUCGCCUGCUGGAUGUUAAUGAGAAGGAAUAUAAUGCAGAUGGAGGCAAGAUGCCUAUCAAAUGGAUGGCCCUGGAAUGUAUUCAUUACAGGAAGUUUACUCAUCAGAGUGACGUUUGGAGUUACGGGGUAACCAUCUGGGAGCUGAUGACCUUUGGAGGGAAGCCAUACGACGGGAUUUCCACCCGAGAUAUCCCAGACUUGCUAGAGAAAGGGGAGCGUCUUCCUCAGCCACCCAUCUGCACCAUUGACGUGUACAUGGUUAUGGUCAAAUGCUGGAUGAUUGAUGCAGACAGCCGGCCUAAGUUCAAGGAGCUGGCUGCAGAGUUCACUCGGAUGGCUCGUGAUCCCCAGAGAUACCUGGUAAUCCAGGGUGAUGACCGCAUGAAGCUUCCGAGCCCCAAUGACAGCAAGUUCUUCCAGAGUCUGCUGGACGAGGAGGAGCUGGAGGACCUGAUGGACGCUGAGGAGUACCUGGUGCCCCACUCCUUUGACAUUCCACCACUGGCGUACACUCCACGAACACGCAUGGACUCUAACAAGAACCAGUUUAGCUACCAGGACCCCAGUUUCAGCAUGGAGGACAUGCUCGCCACCCUGCCUAGAGUGGUCUCUGUUCCUCCUGUGAGUGGAGGCUGCCUAGCACCCCAGGACCUGGUCUCAGUGGGGCAGAUUGGUGGUGGAUUUGUCCGUGGUAACCAGGAGGACCCACGCUGUAACGGCACCCUGAGGAAGCAGGCCUCUCCAAGGUCUACCACCCUUGGGGUUGGCUCACCUCUCACUGCUGGACAAGGUGGAGGGGAGGACAGUAGUGGGCAGCGUUAUAGUGCCGAUCCAACCGGUCUUCUGGCAGAACGAGGAACAAAAGGAGAGAAAGACCAGGAUGCAUACAUGACUGCCAUGAGAGACAAGAACUCAGACUAUCUCAACCCUGUAGAGGAAAACCCCUUUGUCACACGUCGUAGGAAUGGUGAAGCCCACGCAGUGAUUGAUGGAGCAGGUUGCCACACCCUGCACAUGGCUGGAGCUGCUGCUGCUCCCAAGAGCCAGUCCAUUCACGGGAACGAUGAAUAUAUCAACGAGCCACUGUACCUGAAUACCUUUGUUAACCCUGGGGACAAGAACGGAUUGGCUGGCGCAGUCUCCAUCUCUGGCCCUGGGUCCUCUGCUGCCCAAUCAUUAUCGCAGACAGUCAACCCAUCAAGCCACACUGUCUCCUCCUCUGGAUAUGUGUUACCCCCUGGCCACCUCCCGCAUCCAUCAUAUCCAUCACACACCCUGCAUCCGGUGCAUUCAGGACAUGCCCUGCACUCAGGGAUUACCAGCAGCACCAUCGUCUUUGAUAAGAAAGGCAAAAAGGCCACUUUUGACAAUCCUGAAUACUGGCAGCACAGUCUCCCCCCGAAAACCUCAAUGCACAACCCUGAGUACCUGCAGGACUGCAGCACGCGCUUCUUCUACAGGCAGAAUGGACGCAUUCGCCCUGCUGUGGCCGAAAACCAGGAAUACUUAUCUGAGGCUGCUAUGAAAGCUGGCAAUGUGUUGCCACCCCCUCCAUACAGACAGAGGAACACUGUGGUUUAGUGACCCACCUGUAGCACAGCAAAGGGAUGAAUAGAGGGAUAGGGGUGGGGAUGAAUGGACCUUGAACAGUCCUUUCAUUUCCAUGCAGUAUUUCUCAAACUGAGUUCUCCCUGCACCCUCCCUGAACACUUCUCCUGGUCAUGUCUGAUUGCAAGUCUUUUAUUCUCACUCUAAGGUUCUGCCUUUUUUCUUGACGACAGUCACUGACAGCCUCACUUGACACUCCGACCAUCUUUUUUAAGCUCCAUUCUUGACCAUGACCCCUAAAGGUUGGUUUUGUCCUAAAGCAAAUUGUCCUGCCACCAUUAGUACUAGAAACACACAAGAACAACAUAGUCAAAGACUGAAAUGAGAUGUUUAACAGGAAAACAGGAGAGAUGACUGAGGUUAGCCCAAAGAGAGAAUUAUUACCAUGACCUUACAUAAAUGAUCAUUGCUUUUUGUUUAUGCACCCAUAAAUUACUCUUCACCGCAUCUUUUUAGCACACGUUUUACCCAACUAGAAGUACACAUUGCAGUAUGCACACAUUGGUGCAGUCUAUGAAUGACACAUGCACAUUGAGUUGUGUCUACCAGCAAACCUGCAGUCAUGCUGAAGUGCAUGUUGCUGCACCAGUAAUGGAAUUCAAAUAUUUAUCACAUAUAGCUCAUAUCAUACCUAAAACAUGUUAACAUGCUGCCACCCUUGACACACCAAUAAUAACCAUACAUUAAUUCAUGACUACAUAUACACACACUGUCAGAUAAGCGUGCUGCCACUUGAAAUAUAUUCUGGGGGAGAAGCUUGAUUGACCUUGAGCUGGAAGACAGAGUGUGUCGAUAAUGGCAGUCAGUGGUGUAACGCAGAGAAACGGUCAUCACCAAAGUAAAUGUCACCGCAGCUUUAUGGAAAGCUGUGAUAUCACCCAGUACCUGGUGGAAAGCAUCCGACGGAUUAUUGGCAUGGAUAGGGUGGGAUUUAAAAGGUUGAUUGCUCAGAAGAUGACUCUUCACUUCCCACAUUGGUAUCCCUCUUGUUCCCUUUUCUACACCAAUGCAGUUCAAAGAGACAGCAAAUCGUGCAGUUCAGUAUGUUCAUCUUAAGAUUGCUGUAAGCACCAUUAUGACUAACAUAACAAAAGGACAAGGAAUAAUGUUGCAAUGGAACUGGUGCCAGAGAAUGGACAAAUAUUUGAAAAGGGCAACAAGUAUGAUUGUUGAGCACAUAUAAAUACAACAUGUGGGGAAAAAAUCAGAAACUGGAACAGAGCAUAUAGUAAUCUAUUUUUCUUUCUUUUCCCUCUGUUUAGGCAUUAGGAAUGCAUUUAUUUUUUCACCUUGUCUUACACUGGAUUUGACUAAUGAAAGGCAGGAUAAACAGCACAGACAUCCAGCCACGGAACUGAACUGUGGAUAUGGCAAAGAGGCAAACUCUGCAGAGCUGUAAAUAAGCCAAUUACAUGUCAUUAUCAGACAGACAUAUUCCUGGAAAAAAGGCUCUGUGAACCAAGCUGUUUCUGUAAAAGUACAUAAAAAGAUUUUUUUUUCUUUCCUUUUUUUUCACCUCUCUGUGUUCAUACAAUUGUAUUACAUAAAAACAGAUAAAUAACUUUAACCGUGUAGUCCCGCCUACAAGGCCUUCCUCUAUUUCUUAGGGUAAGGGUUGGUUCAGGAAGAGAGAUUGUCAGAACUGUUUUAAGAUGCCUCCUCCAUAUUUUACUAUGGAACACUACAAGUGGGACACUUCCUGUUGUAUUGGUAUUUUACAAUAAUAUUGAGACAUAGUGCUGGGCAGUAUACUAGACCAUCAUUUUCAUUCAUUUUAAUUUCCUGUUCCAUAUGAAUAUUUCAUAUACCGCCAUUCCAAUGCAUAGCAGAAAUAAUUGCUGUAACUCUUCAAAAGGCAGCAAAAUAUAUAAUCGCUGUGAAAAGGGGCAAGCUGUGUAAAGUGUAUUGAGAGGGGACUCCUGUUAACUGUGUAACCUUCUUACUAACGGUCAUAACUUUAUAAUAACAAUUGAUAACCCACAGUUAAUUCUAUUUAACAGGACCAAACCCCAUGGCACAUAACAAUUUGUGACACAUAAAUAAUUUUUUACACCACUGAACGGCAUGAUGGGUGCAGCAAGG